This is a messenger RNA of Wallemia mellicola CBS 633.66, 2060 nucleotides long. RefSeq lists its product as hypothetical. The transcript is spliced from 3 exons. The coding region runs from base 11 to 1966 and encodes 651 amino acids. Gene Ontology annotation, molecular function: protein binding. NCBI's taxonomy places the organism in Eukaryota, Fungi, Basidiomycota, Wallemiomycetes, Wallemiales, Wallemiaceae. Gene Ontology annotation, cellular component: cytoplasm. Gene Ontology annotation, biological process: response to starvation; autophagy. The record is from RefSeq and is a predicted model, not a curated record.
AACCUCAUUUAUGAAAUCACAACUAAGAGCGAAUGAACAAAACAAAGAAUUCAGCCAUCUACUGCUACAGAUCAAUGACGACGAUUCGGGAGAUCGUGAUUGGGGGUUCCGGGUUUACGGCGUGCAGAAAGCGAGCAGAGUAUUGCUACAAGACAGCAGUACAAAUAUAUCUCUAGGCGUCUUGAAAGAUUACCAGUCACUGUUGAUAUGCACAACUGCUGAGCCAGAAACUAUCAGAGAACUCAAUAUACCCUCCGAAGAAACCAUAAAAUCUGUACAUUUCAACUCUGCUAUUACCAAUAUAUCAACAACGGAAAACUAUAUUUCUGCAGCCACAGAGACAGAAAUACACAUAUUAGAUCAUGAUUUACAGACACUACACUCUUUAGAAUCACCCUGCCCUCGCAUUUCUAGUAUUGCAAAUAGGUAUUUGGCUUAUCUAUAUACGUCACAACCGCCACAGUCAAGUUCAGGUAUAUUAGCAUCCAAAAAUCUUAAAUAUUCUGAUAGACCGAGCUACACAACCGCUGAAAUAGCUUCACAUGUUGCUAGCUACCUCGAAGAAGGCUACAAGCAGGGUCAUAGGACGUUUGACGUUAUACAAAACUAUUAUAACAACACAUUUAGUAAAUCAGUACCACUGACUUCUCCAUCGAUAGAGGCUUCAUCACCACCUCUGAUGAGCGUUUCACCAGCGAGUCUAGCUGAACAAAAUGGAUUAUUCACUAGAAAGCCAAGCGUAGUUAGAGUACUUGACAUAGUUUCCGGUCGCACAGUAGCGCUAUUCACUGCUUCUAUUGCAAACUUAUCAGCUAUAUCACUCAGUCCUUCCGGUAGAUCAAUUUUGGUUGCAGAUAUUAACGCACACACAUUCCACGUAUAUGAAUUACGACCACGUCCAUUAUUUGAUAACACCGCAGAAUAUGAUAGUGUUUGGCAUCGCUAUGCGCUCAGGAGAGGUUAUACAACAGCUCGUGUUACUUCUAUUGCCUGGAGCAAAGAUGAAAGAUGGUGUGCUGUCACCACAGAGAAAGGCACGACGCAUAUUUACCCCCUUAAUCCAAAUACUGGAGGUGCUAUUACCAAUUCUCACGUUACAGGCGAACCUAUAAAGUUUGGUUCGAAGUAUACAUCACUCUCCACUACACUCUCUAGCGUAAUCAAAAUCAAAUCUGAGAUAUUAGAAGAAAAUCAUGGAUUACCUCGAAGCGUUACAUUCUCAUUUGCAGAUGGCGAAAGAAGCAAACUUAUUGGGUAUACCCACGAUAAUGAUUUCAAACAACUCAUUAAAUGGGAUUAUAAGUUGACUUGGAAAGAAUUUGAGAAAGAAGAUGGAAGUAAACAUUCACAUAUUGAUGCAUGUCUAGAUAGUACUAGUGAAACAGGUGAAAAUACGAGCGGUAGUCAACCAAUGAAAAAGGCCACAAGUAGCGCAUCAAAAGGUAGUUCAGUACAUCCUUCACAAAUAGCAAAAGGAGAAAUUGAAACAUUUGAUAUUUCAAGUUUACGUAGUAUUUUCACUUCACGUCAAUUUGAAUUUAGGAAGAUCGCCACUACUGAUAUGCUAAACAAUGAUGUCACUUCUGUCUUGAUGAAAUCGCAAAUAUACAAAGUACGCCCUGAGGUUAAAGUGAACAAGUUAAAUGACGAUACCACUGAUAAUACGGACAACUUAGAUUUGUCUUCAAUACAACAUAUAAUACCAGCAUUACCUAAUGGUAUUGAACAUAAAGCGAGUUUAUCACUACCAGAUCAACACACACUUAAGAGAAUAUUAAAAGGAUCAUAUAAAAGAAUCUCAUCAACUUUUGGUAGCCCUGGCAGCCAGAUUGACGACGCUCAUGACGAUGAUCACAAUUCAAACGAAAAUGAUGUUGGUAUUUACAAAGAAGCCAAGGAUGCUUCAGAAGAAGCAGACAAAUUUGUUGUAGGUUUAGUUGAUGAUGAUGAAGAGGAGCUUGAGUGAACGAAAGAACAAACAUGAGCUGAAUGAUGCAUCAGUCUUCUUGUAUAUUUUAUAUGUAAUUGUAUAACAAAUUGAUAAUACAUCAUGAGUACAU